CCCGAACUCAACUCCGCGACAUCCACAUCAACGUCGCAAACUCACCAUCGCCUCCUCCCAUCCUCCGUUUCGAUCGCGACAUGCCCAUUCGCCAUCAUGUCUAAACGGACCAGCCUUUACGAGCAGGGCGAGAAGGGGAAAGACCAGUAUGUCGAGCGCGAGGACCAGGCGCCGGACCCUCCAAAGCGCGCGACCGCAGCGCAGAUGGCGACGCGAAAGAUCAAGACUAUCAAGCCCCGUGGGCGGCCAGCCGGCAUGAGCUCUAGCUUUUCACAGAUUGGAGCUUCCAAUCCGUUCGCGUUCGGCGCCGUACAAGAACAACACGGCCCAAACCAGCAAGGCGCGUUUGGCAGCACCACGAACAGUUUCCCACCAGCCCAACUGUCUACCCCAAGCAACCCCUUCGCCAGCUCCUCCUUCUCUGCCCUUGGUGGUAGUAACACCAGCUUCAACCCUCAACCACCGUCCUCUGGCUUCACCUUUACGGCCCCUCCACCGCAACAGCAACAGGCCCCGCUGCAACAAUUUGCAGUGGACAAUCCUUCUAGCACUGUUGGCACCCCUACCCAAACCUCCGCUCCCAGCAAUCCUUUCGCUAGCCCGGCCUUUACUACUCUGCCACAACAGCAACAGGUCCCACAGCAACAGGUACCAGAACAACCCGCUCCAGAACAGCAAGGCGCGUUUAGCAGAAGCACCAGUGGCUUCCCAAUUGGUGGAUUCGCAGUCAGCAGGCCUUCUGGUACUUUGGGCACUUCUGCCCAACCCUCUGCACCGAGCAAUCCUUUCACUAGCUCCUCAUUACCAGCCUUAAGUGGUGGUAGCAACACUUUCAACACCGGCUUUAAUAUUCAACCACCACAAGAACAGCAAGCACCAGAGCAAAAAAUCGCGUUUGGUGGCACCACCACCAGCAGCUUCCCGCCAGCCCAGACCUCUGCGCCAAGCCAUCCCUUAGCCAGCUCUUCGUUCCCAACCAUUGGUGGUGGUAGCAACACUAUCAACACCGGCUUUAGCCCUCAAUCACAACCACCACCACAAAAACAACAAGCCUCAGAGCCACAAAGCCCGUUUAGCGGCACCACCAGCGGCCUCCCGCCAGCCCAGACCUCUGCACCAAGCCACCCCUUUGCCAGUUCCACGUUCCUAACCUUUGGAGGUAGUAGCAACACUUUGAACACCAGCUUUAAUCCUCAACCACCACCACCACCACAAAAACAACAACAACAACAACAACAACAACAACAACAAGCACCAGAGCAGCAAGGUGCGUUUAGCAGCACCACGAGUAGCACCACGAGCGGCAUCCAACUAGCCCUACCCUCCGCUCCGGGCAAUCAUUUCACGUUCGGUGCAUUAGAACAGCCAGCCCCAGAGCAGCAAGGUGCGUUUGGCGGCAGUACCACGAACAGUAUUGCUGUGUCAUCCUCAUCAUCGACGCCGAACCUAUCUUUCACCAAUCCCACCUCGAGGAUGAUCUUCAGUGGCGCUAUCCUUCCUGGCAACGACACCUGGAACCACCAUCCUGGGUCUAGCGGCUUUUUGACGUCGCAACCGAAGCAACAGCCGACAACUGGGAACCAGGCUCAGCCCAACAUAUUUGCCCCAUCAUCCACUGGCACAUCCCAUCCACCCCCGGUAGACAACCAGGAAGGCAAUCAGCCAUUCGGGGGGUUGCCGCCCCCACCCCUGGAGCCACAGCCGAUUGCAUCCAUGCCUACACUUACAGGAUCCACAGUGCAAGAGUCUUCUAAGGGUUUGCCGAAGGUGCCGAAAGUACCGAAAGUGCAGGUGGAUCCACGAUGGACGAAACCAUAUGUAUCGAAUGCUACUCAUCCUGCAAAUAUUGACGAGUUGGGCAAGCAAUUGAUGGACAUAGUUGCAGAGCUUUCUGUAUUGAAUCAGAAAUUCAAGGACAAGAUUAUCAAUAUUCCCACCACUGCAGAUUGGUCAUCACUGUCAGCAUGGCACAGCAAAACUUCCACCGAACUUGUCCAGAAAAUCACAACGCUCAAGAAACAGAGGGCUCUCACCAUGGGCAUCACUGGCACAGAAUCGAGUUUAUCCACGAAGCGAAAACCUGAAGAGGAUCUCAAUCACGACAGCCCUGCUACUACAUCGUCAAAGAAACCUCGAGGUGGUGAUUCCGUCAGUGGGCCAACCGCAAAUUCAUUUCAGCCGUCUGAGAGCUCCAGUGGUGUCGCCAACCCCGACGCCCCUGCUACAAAGACCGCGAAUAUAUUCGGCAAUGUCCUCAGCAAGUCCAUCACAUCCACUUUUGGCAAUGCACCUAGCAAGAACGCUGUGCCCUCUUUCGGUUCGGCUGACUCUACUAAAAUGUUCAACAAGAUUAUGCCAAGUGCACCGUCGUCACAGAAGAAUCCGCCAUUGUCCAAUAUGUUCGCAAAUGCGUUGAACAGGAGUGCCGGAGCUUUGCCACCUUCCCAAUCCACGCCUCAGGUUCCCGUCUUUGGAAAUGUCAGUACGGGAGGCAGCUUCUUGAGUCAAUUCAAGAGCGCAAAGACGGCCGAAGAGCUUGCUGCCGAACGUAAGGCAAAAGCGAAAGCAGAAGAUUAUGAUUCCGACGACGAGACUGAGGAACAGUGGUCGGCACGCUAUGACGCAGCAGAAGCAGUGAAGCAAAAGGCUGCAAUGGCUGCUCCCGGCUUCCAAGUUUCCAUUACCGCAAGCACCUCCAAGGAUAAAGACUCCUCUAAAUCGGUUUUCAGUAUACAGAAAGCUGGUGGUGAUUCUUCCAACGGCGAAAAUGCUCGUAUCGCCACAGGUUUUGGUUUUCAGAAGGCCAGUGGUGAUUCCUCCAAUAACCGCGAUAAUGCUCGUAGUGCCAUGGGUUUUGAUUUCCAGAAGGCCAGCGGUGAUUCUUCCAGCAAGGGAAAUGCUCACAGUUCGCCGGGAUUCAAACCAAGCACAAAUUUAUUCACCACUCCAAAGCCUGCGAACGGUGCAUCCAGCAACGGUCUGUUUGGUUCGCGGACUGGUAGCCCGGCACCGUCUAGUCCAGGCGGAGGCUCCGUCUUCGAUUCCCCUCAGGUUGGUGGCACUCCAGGCGGAAACAUAUUCGGUCAUUUGUCUUCCGGAUCCAACAACCAAAACGAGUCUGAUGAAGAUGAUCAAGAUUACAAGCAAGGGGAGAAUCAACAAGAUGAUCAAGACUAUAACGAUGAAGAUGAAGAUGCACAAACGGAGGGGCAGUCACAAGAUGGUCCGAGUAGCGAUGCUGGUGCCCCAACCUCGGCAUCUCAGCGCAAACACGGUGAAUCUGAUACCGAAUCUGAUGAAUAUCUCGAAGAGACCAUGAGGAGAAAGAAGCAGGAGACUGCCGAUGCCAAGUCAAGUCUCCACUCCCAUAUCACGAAGAUCAAUUCGUCCGAUUUGACCCAAUCCGAUUCCGAGAAGGACCAAGCGACUCCUAAGCCAAGCCUUGCCUCACGAAUCACCAAAACUGACCCGCCUCAGUUGAACUCUGAUAAUGAUAAGACAGAGACGGAUCUCUCAUCCUCCGCCAAUGACACUAAGAAGAAACCCUUCCAGUUCUUUGACUUCGGUAAAGUCCCCGAUACUGCACCAAUCAAGAAGAACAGCUUCUUUUCCGGCGAUCAGACCUUCAAGCCUGGCACUCCCAUCAAGUUUGGUGGUGCACCCACUCAACCCAGCACAACUCCGUCAUUCCUCUUCCAGCCCGCUAGUCCAUCUCUUGACUCGUUUUUCAAUAAUAGUUCUUUCGGCGGCGCCUCAGCCCCAGCUCCUCCGUCGUGGCUCGCCCCGACUGUUGGCCCCUCGAAAAACAGCUCUUCCAUGUCCUCUGUCUUCUCCUCUCGCGCUCCAACCCCCUUGUCUGCCGAUGAGACCAGCGGUAAGGAGUCCAAUGCCGAAGAAGCCAACGAAGGUAAAGACGCACAACUCAUCCUCAACACCGACUUGACUUCCGAGGAAAAGGCGGAUUAUGAAAUCCUAUUUCACACUCCCGAAGCCAUCGCGAAGCACCAAGUUGUCAAGGACGGCAAGAAGACCUGGGAGACGAAGUGCCGUGGACCACUUUGGAUGCUGAAGAAGAAAGACACCGGGAAGGUUCUGAUCCGGAUUCGUCUCACGAACGGAUCCACUCCGGUUAACUGUUUCACUCUCCCAAAGAUGGCUACUAAGCUUGCUGGAGAUUCUAAGAAGAUGGUUUAUGCGCACCUAACAGGUAAGGAGGGUAUGCCGUCUACUUUGCUGUUGAACCUCAAGGACGCGGCAAUUGCUAUAGAGUUUGAGGAUAUGUAUAAUAAGAACUUAUAGUUUGGUACCUUUUUAAUAAGUGUUUUGGUACAACGGUUGUAAUUAAAACGUUCUUUUUGUUGGUUUUUUAGUGAAUGUUAGCAUAGCAUGGCAUAGCAUGGCGUAGUGAUUAGGUGGCUGGCUGAAUAGCAAUUGAAGCAUAGGAGUGCCUUGUAUAGCAAUGGAUCUCAGAUGCAUAGUUACUUAGCUAUGACGGCUAAAGUGAAGUGAAUUGUUGUAAAGUAAUGUCUGGCAAAGCGUG
This is a messenger RNA of Lindgomyces ingoldianus, 4540 nucleotides long. RefSeq lists its product as uncharacterized. Lineage: Eukaryota; Fungi; Ascomycota; Dothideomycetes; Pleosporales; Lindgomycetaceae. The coding region runs from base 97 to 4299 and encodes 1400 amino acids. The record is from RefSeq and is a predicted model, not a curated record. The transcript has a single exon.